AGUUUACGAGGGACCCAAAUAAUGCAGCAGCUUUCAUGAUUUCUUGACUUUACUCCGAAAUUUUGCAAAACAUUCUUAGUCAAGAUACUCUAGGCUAAAAUCAUUACUUAAUAAAGCGCAUCUACCCAAUAUUUGAAUUGCCCUUUAAUUCAAAUCUUCACCAGAGCGCCAAUGUCUACCGUGUCUACUUGUAGUAUGAAUAACGUCCAUAUUCUGUCAAUCAUUUAGCAGGGCCAUUCGGAUCUGAGCACGAAAAUCAAAUGGAGAAUAUAUGGGUCGGGAUCCGUGUAAGGCCUCCUAUGGAGAAUGACAUCUGCAGGGCAGAGUACCCGUGGAAAAUAUACCAGAACUCUAUAUCCUUAAGCACACCAUCAAUUACUCAGUCCUUCUGCUUUGAUAAUGUCUUUGGUCGUGAUGCUAAUAACGAAGAUGUUUACCGAGCUCAUCCAAAACAAGUGGCACUGGCAGCUGUUAGUGGCUUCAAUGGUACGGUAUUUGCAUAUGGGCAAACAAAUAGUGGCAAGACAUAUACAAUGCAUGGAACAAUGACAAACCCGGGGAUAAUAUCAUUAGCUGUCAUUGAUGUGUUUGAACAUAUCAAAAUGGUUAUUGACAGGGAGUUUCUCCUCCGAGUGUCCUUCAUGGAGAUAUAUAAUGAAGAGAUAAAGGAUCUUCUUUGCCCUGAAAAUUGCAAGCUCGAGAUCCAUGAGAAUCAAGAGCGUGGAGUAUUUGUGGCAGGCUUAAAGGAAUUAAUUGUCAAUAGUCCUCAACAAGUGCUGGAAACUUUGCAGUUUGGAGAAGUGAAUCGUCAUUUUGGGGGCACAAACAUGAAUGCUAAUAGUAGCAGGUCACAUGCAAUAUUUCGAAUGGUCAUUGAAAGCAAGAGGAAAUCAAUUCAGUCAACCACAGUGGUAGUUGAUUCUGAUGUUGUUCAAGUUUCAACCUUGCACAUGGUAGAUUUGGCUGGAUUUGAACGCAUUUCAAAGACAGGAGCUGAUGGGUUUCGGUUGCGAGAAGGAACAUAUAUCAAUAAAAGUCUUGUCACACUAAGUAAUGUGAUAAAGAAAUUGAGUGAUGGAGUUGGCAACCAGGGUGGGCACAUACCUUAUCGUGAUAGCAAAUUGACAAGAAUUCUUCAAUCUGUUCUUGGAGGAAAUGCCAAAAUGUCCAUAAUUUGUAAUGUGUCCCCUGGUCAGGCUCAUGUUGAAGAAACGAGAGGUACGUUACUGUUUGCAAGUCGAGCAAAGAAGGUUACAACAUGUGCUCAUGUUAAUGAGGUUAUGAAUGAUGCUGCUCUCCUAAAGCGUCAGAGGAAGGAAAUUGAGGAACUUCGUAAAAAAUUGAAGGGUAAACUUGCUGAAGACAUGGACAAAGAAGUCCUGAAGUUACGUAAUGAGCUAUUAAAGAUCGAGUUGGAAAGAGAAAAGUUGGCUCUUCAACUAGAGGAAGAGAAAAAAUCUCAAGCAGAAAAGGAGAGACUUAUAAAAGAGCAUGAACAAACAAUUGAAAAUCUCAGUACUAUGGUUUUGAAUUGCUCAUCCAACAUUAACACAUCUGAACGAGCAAUGCAAAAGGCAUGUAGUUUGCAUCCAAGUGAAGAAACCAUUACAAUCAGAAGUGAUACAGCUUGUGUUCUAGCAAGAUUUGAGGAUCUUUUGUGUGGAGCUGAAAACAAUUGCUAUCAAUCAACCAAUGAAGAAAUUAUUCCACCAAAUUUUGUUAAUGUUGCCGAUGAUGACACUUGGAUUGGUUUGAAUAAUGUUACAACAAUUGCUGAACCUGCAUUUUUUGAAUUUCCUAGAGAUGAGCAAUAUAAUUUUGGGACCAUGGAGACAACCAGUUCAAGUGAAGCAGAGAGAACUGAAAUGCGGCUACAGAAACUUCUGGAAGAAAAUGCUCAACUCAAGGCACAACUAGCUGAAGAAAGAAAAAUAACAAACAUUUACAAUUGUUUCAUCAUAAAAAUUCUUGAACUUCAGGAUGGAGAAAGAAGGAUUAGGGAUAUACUAAAAGAAACAUGGAUGCAACUACUGCGUACACAGGAAAAUGAACAAAACCUUAGAAAAGAGAAUAUUUCUCUUCUUCUUUCCAAAACACGGGCAGAGAUGCUGCUUGAUCAAAUCCGAGGUCAGCUUGAGUUUCUUGAGAAAAUAUUGACUCAAGCAUGUAGUGAACACACAGAAGUUCACCUCUAUAGUAUCAUGGUAAAGGACAUGGUAUUGACAGCUACUAAACAUGCAAGAAGCAUUGGAGAUGCAUAUGCAUGUCUGCAGCUGCUUCAUGAUGAUUUUUCAUUAGAAAAGAUAGAUUCCUGUAUGAAUUUCAAUGAAAUAUUAGACAUCGGUCAGGAGGAUAUGUGUAACAUUGCUGAUCCUGAUGAGCUGGUUAUGAAUCUCAGUAAGAAAGACUCGGAAAUGUCACACAUGCAUUAUCAGACAGAUUCUACUGUUAAUGAUUUGACUCUUAUUGACCCAAGUUUUGAUUUGGUUGAUCUUCAAAGCUGGGGGAGGCACUUAACUCCAGAGGAAAGGGAAAUGGCAUUCAAUGUUUUCAAGAGAUUCUGCAUGAAGAUGGGAAGGGCCCAAUUGUUGGAGGCAAAACUUGCAGCUGCAGAAUUACAUGUUGUUGAACUCAAAAUUGAAGUUGAUGAUUUGCGAGCUAGAUUACAGGUUCUUAAUGUGAAUUCUCCAUCACAUGGAGAAAUUGAAUUACAGAAGUUGAGGAGUCAGUGUGAUUGUUACAAGAAAGAGAUUGAGCUUCUUAUGGAACAAGUUCCUACUGCUCAGCAAGAAGCUUACAAGCGGAAUGAAAUUGCCAAGAUUCAAAAGGAAAACACAAAAGCCCAGCUACGACUAAGAAAUCUUGAGAGACAGAUAUCACAUGUUAAGAAAUGGAGAAAGGAACUUAGGAGGCUGAAAGAAGUUGAUAGAGAAAGAGACACUUUAUUAUCUAGGCUAGAGGAAGCUCUGAAAAGAAACCGAAGUUUGCAGCAAGAAUUAGUAAUGUUGAAGGAAAAGACUGCAUAUUGCUCUACAACAAGGAGAACUACCUCAAAAGUUCAAUCUGCCAAAAAGUCUCUUCAAGCCCAGGAUGUGGCUGUUUUGGAAAGUCAUGUUUUCGAAGCAGAAUCUGUAGAAGUUGAUGAUGCACUAUGGAAGCAAGAACUCGACAAGGAAAUUGGAUGUGCUAAACUACCAAGUAGCUCAGUGAGAUUGCAAACAAGACCUCCCUUAAAGAUUAUUGAUGUAAACAGGGAAAAAUCUGCUAAAAACUCACAACCUAAUUAUCUAAAUGAAUCUGUUUAUAAUGGGAUUACAAACAAAGAAAAUAUCUUAAUAUCUAAGAAAUAAAUCUCAGGGGCCAUUUCAUGUCAAAGAAACAUUGACAUGAAUGGUCCUGUGCUAGACAUUCUGAAAUUAGGAACCUGUAAUGUCCUAAUAUAUUCUAUCUGUAUCAUGACAAACGGUAAUCAUUAUGUAAAUAUCACAAUUUGAAUGUAACAUAUUUAAUUGGUUCUGAAAGAUUCACAAAAUCA
Messenger RNA from Cryptomeria japonica (Japanese cedar), 3535 nucleotides. RefSeq names its product kinesin-like protein KIN-7N. NCBI's taxonomy places the organism in Eukaryota, Viridiplantae, Streptophyta, Pinopsida, Cupressales, Cupressaceae. The transcript is spliced from 23 exons. Gene Ontology annotation, molecular function: microtubule motor activity; ATP binding; microtubule binding. Gene Ontology annotation, biological process: microtubule-based movement. The record is from RefSeq and is a predicted model, not a curated record. The coding region runs from base 261 to 3350 and encodes 1029 amino acids.